Molecule: messenger RNA, 3039 nt
Organism: Pieris macdunnoughi
Lineage: Eukaryota; Metazoa; Arthropoda; Insecta; Lepidoptera; Pieridae
Source: the annotation of a GenBank genome assembly
AUGGCUUCCUUGCCUUCUCCUACUCAGGUGGCAGGGACCCACAGUUCUAUAUAUGAGGCCUAUUACCACCAAGUAGACCCUAAUGGCACUGGGGCAAUACAAGCACUUGAUGCAGCUAGAUUCCUCAAGAAGUCACGACUCAGCGAUGUGGUACUUAGCAAGAUUUGGGAUCUCUCUGAUCCUAAUGGCAAAGGAUAUUUGGAUAAAGCAGGGUUAUUCGUAGCGUUGAAGCUGGUUGCGCUGGCGCAGGCAGGGAAAGAUAUAAAUAUGAGCAACAUACACUCAGAGGCACCGCCACCUAAAGUUGGUGAGCUUCCUAAAGUCCCACCACCGAGUGUUAGUCCAAUGCCAGCGAUGCCGCUGAGCGAUUGGAGCAUAAAGCCAGCAGAGAGAGAGAAAUACAGUCAGCUAUUUGACUCGCUACAGCCCAAUAAUGGAUUUAUUGCUGGUAAUAAGGUGAAGGGAGUGUUGAUGGAAUCGAAGCUUCCCUUGGACACUUUAGGCAAGAUAUGGGAUCUCGCUGACCAGGAUAAGGAUGGGAUGCUGGAUAGGCAUGAGUUUAUUGUGGCGAUGCACCUAGUCUACAAGGCGCUCGAGAAGCACGCGGUCCCCACUACUCUGCCCCCUGAACUCCGCGCUCGGCCACCUCGGCCUCCAUCACGCCCCCUUCACGACCCCCUCCCGGCCCCCAUCGAGGCCUCCCUCGCCACAGCCCAGGGCGCCCCCUCGGCCACAGCCCCCUACCCAGAAUACAGACCUGUUCGAUGGACUGCUCGACUUCCGCCGUCAUCGACUCCGGCGUCCUCUCAGUGGAUAUCGUCAAGUGAUCGCGUGAAGUACGACACGCAGUUCACGUCAUUGGACACGGACCGCGACGGAUUCGUGUCCGGAGCUGAGAUCCGACACGUACUGCUCGAGACUGGAUUGCCGCAAACCACUCUUGCGCAUAUUUGGGCUCUAUGCGACACAUCGAGCUCGGGCAAGCUGUCCCGGGCACAGUUUGCGGCGGCGAUGUGUCUGGUGCAACGCUCGUUGCAGGGAACACCGCCUCCCGCAGUGUUGCCGCCCGAUUUGAUUCCCGCUGCUACUAUGGCUCCACCUGUUCCUGCUAUACAGCCGAUCCCUGAACCAGUGUCCCUUGGCCCGCAGCCGACGCCAGAAAUGGACGCCAUAGCUCGUGACGUAGACUCAUUAGCGAGAGAAAGACUUUCCCUCGAAGCGGAAGUCGCAAAUAAGCAGAAAGAGCUGACGGUUAAAACUGGCGAGGCGGAUAGCUUACAGAGUGAAUUGGACACUUUAACAGCUACUCUGAAACAGUUGGAAAACCAAAAAGGUGAAGCCCAGAAAAGGCUGAACGAUUUAAAGUCACAGGUGGAAAAACUACGAAGUCAAGUGUCAGCGCAAGAGGCGGCAGCAGCGGAGACGGAGGCCGAAGUGGCGGCGAGGCGUGCUGCUGCCAACACCCUCAAGGAGAAAGAGAGGAGCCUUCAAGAUGAGACGGCGCAAGCGCAGGCCGAAGCCGAGAAGCUCAGCGCUCAGCUGACCAGUUCGGUGCUCGCUGUCAGCCAGGCGAAUUUAAAACUGAAUCACCUGGAGGAGCAUCAUAGGGCAUUAACAGCUGCAAUAGAGGCGAUCGACGCCGGCGCAGGUGUAAGCGUGCUCAACCUGCAACCGCAGUUCUCGAAGCAGCAUCUGCAACAGAUGGUGCGAGGGUCGGAAGACGAGGAUGAAGAAUUCUCGAAGGCAGACUUCAGUACAAUGAACGGCUCUGCCGGUUUCACUUCUGACCCCUUCAAGGACGACGCCUUCUCGUCUAAUCUUCCUUCUAACGAUCCAUUUGCGCCUUCGAAUAAUAAAUCGGCGCAGGAUGGAUUCGCUAGUGAUCCGUUUGGCGGCUCUGCUGAUCCUUUCGCAGGCGAUUCCUUUGCGAGCAAUGACACGAACAAGCAAAAUGAUGGUGCAUGGGAAUCUGAUCCCUUCGCAGUGUUGCACGCUCCGACGCGAAGUUCAAAUGUUAGCAAUACCAGCAACACUAGCAACCCAAGCAACGCUAGCAACACUGCUAAACGGCACAAGACUCCGCCCCCGCGGCCGGCACCCCCUCGCCCCAUGCCCCCGCACAAGACCGAACGCAAACCUAUCGACUUCACCGAGGACCCCUUCAAAGACUACCGUUACGAAGAUCCGUUUAACAUCGAAGACCCCUUCGCCGACGUCAACGACAAAAAAGCCGAUCCGUUCGGCCGCCCGACUUCUGUCGCGGGUUUCGAGAAAGACGACUUCUUCUCUGCCUCUUCGAAUUUAAACGGAACCUUCUCGAAGCCGGAGCGAAUUAGCGGACGAGUAUCGGCGCCUCCCGUCGCCUACGACCCGUUUUCGAAGCCCACCACUAAUAAUGACUCCUGGGCGGCCUGGCCGAACGAUAGCUGGGCGGCCGACGAUGCCUGGUCUAAACCGGCCCCUCCCAAACCGGAUGCUUGGUCUUCAUCCUCCACAAAUCUGAAUUCAAAAUCUGAUAACUGGGAAAAUAAUACCGAUAAUUGGUCGAACAAAACUGAUAAUAGGUCGAAUAAAACCGAUAAUUGGUCGAACAAAACCGAUAAUAGGUCGAACAAAACGGACAAUUGGUCAAACAAAACCGAUAAUAGGUCGAACAAAACCGACAAUUGGUCAAACAAAACCGAUGAUUGGUCCGCUAAAACAGAUGACUGGGCGACCGAUUGGGGGACUGAUAAAAACAAAAAUCUAAACGAAACGUGGCCAUCAAACACCUUACCGAGUAAGAAAGAGAAGUCCCCCAAGCCAGUGAAAUACGCAAAGUCUCUCGUCCAUACGAUUGGUGGGAUCGGCCGGACGAAGCAGAAAGAUAAGAAGAAGUCGAACGAGGCUAAAAGUGUAGAUAACCUUCCUACCGAAGAGCAGCAAUGGGCGUGGGCGGCCGCCGAAUCCAAGCGCCUGGAGAGCGAGGUAGAAGCCAGGAGGCGGCAGGAAGACGCGGAAUUGCAGUUGGCCCUGGCCAUAUCCAGACAAGAGAAGUGA